Molecule: messenger RNA, 2594 nt
Organism: Schistocerca nitens (vagrant locust)
Lineage: Eukaryota; Metazoa; Arthropoda; Insecta; Orthoptera; Acrididae
Gene: Mo25
Product: protein Mo25
Exons: 8
Coding region: 451-1461 (336 amino acids)
Biological process (GO): intracellular signal transduction
Molecular function (GO): protein serine/threonine kinase activator activity
Source: RefSeq, a predicted model, not a curated record
UCGGAAAUUUUCCUGCCAUAAAGAAGUGUAUGUUACACUUAUUAUGAAUUAAUUUGAUAAUCGUGACGUAAAGCUGCAAGACGUUGUACCUACGUUUCUAUGGGAUAGUAUUUCGUUGUGUAAUAGACAAUAAAGUGGGCGCUGACUAUCCGAAGGUCGAAGGAUUUAAUGUCUCAGUUCAUUUGGUAAACGAUUCGUGUUUUAUUGUCAGCUAGUUACUGAAUUUGUAGCAUGACUUAUUGUACGUAAAGUGCCGCAGAAAUUAUAUCUGACUUCGAGGAAGUUUACGUUCUGAGUUGAAAUAUUUGUGAAGUCUGGACAAUUACGUUUUUAUACAAGACAACCAGUGUUAAAUGUGUGUGCAGCGUAAGAGAACAAACUCCAGAUUAUAGGAAAUCUGCUUCACAUGCGGCUUAGAGUGUGAUAUAUUGGGAUACAAAACAUUUUACAAUGCCCUUGUUUGGUAAAUCUCAGAAGAGCCCUGCAGAAGUAGUUAAGGCGUUAAAAGAAGCCGUCAAUGCACUGGAACGAGGAGAUAAAAAGGCUGAAAAAGCACAAGAAGAUGUCAGCAAGAAUCUGGUACUCAUUAAAAAUAUGCUGUAUGGGACAUCAGAUGCAGAACCACAGACUGAUAUAAUUGUUGCACAACUAGCUCAGGAACUGUAUAACAGCAAUUUACUACUUCUGCUGAUUCAGAAUUUGAAUCGCAUUGACUUUGAGGGAAAGAAGGAUGUCGCUCAAGUUUUCAAUAACAUACUACGUCGGCAGAUUGGAACUAGGUCACCUACUGUGGAGUAUAUAUGUACGAAGCCGGAAAUACUUUUUACUCUUAUGGCUGGGUAUGAGCAUCAAGAAAUUGCACUCAAUUGUGGAACAAUGUUAAGGGAAUGUGCACGAUAUGAAGCACUAGCAAAAAUAAUGCUUUAUUCGGAUGAAUUUUUUAACUUCUUUCGAUAUGUUGAAGUUUCAACAUUUGAUAUAGCUUCAGAUGCCUUUUCGACAUUCAAAGAACUCCUUACACGCCACAAGCUGCUUUGUGCAGAGUUCCUGGAGUUGAAUUAUGAUAAAGUCUUUUCCCACUAUCAGAGACUUCUGAACUCUGAAAACUAUGUAACACGUCGACAGAGUUUGAAAUUGCUCGGUGAACUUCUGCUGGACAGACAUAAUUUCACAGUUAUGACAAGAUACAUAUCGAAUCCUGAUAAUUUGAAACUAAUGAUGAAUAUGUUGAAAGAAAAAUCCAGAAAUAUUCAGUUUGAAGCCUUCCAUGUUUUCAAGGUAUUUGUUGCAAAUCCAAACAAACCGAAGCCAAUUUUGGACAUAUUGCUGCGAAAUCAAGAGAAGCUAGUAGAGUUUCUCACGCGCUUUCACACGGACCGAUCAGAGGAUGAACAAUUCAAUGAUGAGAAGGCAUAUCUUAUUAAACAGAUAAAAGAGCUGAAGCCUUUGACAGACCACUAACAGCAGGACAAUCUGGCAGUCUAGUGUUAGAAAAAAAGUGCAUAUUAAUAUUGCAAACAAGAAAAGUUGCUUCCAUUAUUUUGUGAACAUACAAAACACAGGAAAUAAUGUUCCACAAAUAGCACCUCUGUUCCCAGCUUGGCAAUAGAGAUACGAGGGUUUCACAAAACAUUUGACACAUGUGAAUUUGGCCUGCGUGUGUGGGUUCUUUAUUUGAAAUAAACUAGUCCCACUUAAACUACUGCUGCUACUACUGCACUUCCACUGUGGAAAAUUUUCACAUCUUUUCCAAGCUCACCAAGAUGGAAAGAUCUGAAAGUUUGCUUCUAGAGCUUUAGCAUAUCUAAACUGUUGAAGUUUCUCUUCUUUUUUCCUGUUUUAGUGGGUGAGUAGACACAAAUAUAACUGGAUACAAUAGCAUAUUUGAAUUGAUUUUAAAUCUUUCAUUGUAUUAGUAUUUAGUUGCAGAAGUGAAAUUAAUAAAAUUUAUUAAACUUAUUUCAUAUCUGCUGAAGCUAAAUUAUGUUUGUUGUUAUUGUGAAAUUAGUCCAUAAGACUUUGAGUUAUUGAUCAUGUUGGCUCAUACAAUGUUGCUUGAAAAGGAAGAAGGAAAAUCCAAAACCUAUGUUAAAAUAACUUGUUAGCUGUGACUGAAACCAGCAUCAGUUAUAAAUUUUAGAACAGCAACUAAAAUUUUUAAGAAGCAUUAUGCAUAGUACAGCAAUGGUGCAAUUACUGUUGUACAGUAGUGCUGAUCUGCAGUAUCAAAAUAAUAUUGUUCAGUUUUUAAGGACUUAUGUUGAUUGUGUUUUAAUGUAUAUAUGAUUGUUGUCUUUUACUUGUAGUUCUGUAUUAUAAAACUAAAUUUAGUAUAAACAUUUUUAAGAGAGACUUUGUUACAGUCUGGUUGAUUGUGACAGUGUUUGUCUAUUGACAGUAUAAAAAGAGCUGUUUUAACAUGGACUUAAAACAAACACAUUUGCAAAAAAUUCAUCAGGAUGAUUUUUUUAAGAGAGAACAAUUUUUUGGAAAUAAAGUGACCCAUUUUGUUUCAUACAUCUCCCUUGCAAACAUGUGCUUUAUAUUUAAAAAUGUGGGAGAGAUUUGAUUGAAAUAAACUACUGUCUGCAGAU